AACUUUUUUUUUUACUGAAGCGUACCUCGCGGGGUUCCGUAGUAUACAUGACGUCAGCAUGACAACAAACUAGUUAGCUCUUAGCGCUGUGCCAUAGCUAACAGCUCAAUGGGAAAAGCAAAUCAAUUAAGACUUGAAAUUGGAAGAUACUGGCACAUCAAUCGUCUGUAUAUGAAAUUAUUUUGAAAAUGUGAGGUUGAAGAUGGUUAUUUUGUGUGUAGCUCAAUACUAAUCAGUAGCUAGCUAGUUUUAAUAACCGACAUUUGAGCUUGGCUAGCCGUUAGUUAGCACUUGACUUGAUCAUCAUGACUCUUGAGUUCCAUUACAUUAGACAUACUGUAGCUAAAUCAUUGGAUGAAGGCGUAUUCUGUAGAGGGAGUUUUGUUAAGAGCCGUGACGCUCGGUCUGAACAUUAACAAGCAUCGCUUGUGAUACGUUUUUGGAAGCGUCGGAAGACAGAGUGGACUACCUGUGCUAAUUAGCUAUCUGCGCCCCCCGAAAACGCCUGCUGUGUGUAAACGGAAGACAGACGCCACGAACGUGUUGUCACUGAAAAAUACGGUUGUGUGUUAAAACCAGUGUACAUUGCUGAGAAGACAAAAAACAGGUACAUUCUUUCACCUGAAAGCUAGCCAGCCGGAGAGACGGGGAACAGGAUAGGGAAACAGCGCGCAGCGGGCGCCGAGGAGCCACCAGAGAAGAUGGCUGGCAGCCCAGAGAAGAGUUCCACAGCACAGGAGCUGAAGGAGCAGGGCAACCGGCUGUUCCUCUGCCGCAAGUACCAGGAAGCUGCCACCUGCUACAGCAAAGCCAUAAACCGGAACCCGUCAGUGGCGGUGUACUACACCAACCGGGCUCUGUGCCACGUGAAGCUGCAGCAGCACGACAAAGCCCUGGCGGACUGCAAGCACGCGCUGGAACUGGACCCCCAGUCGGUCAAGGCCCACUUCUUCCUGGGCCAGUGUCACCUGGAGCUGGAGAACUACGACGAGGCCAUCGGCAACCUGCAGAGAGCUUACAACCUGGCCAAGGAGCAGAGGCUGAACUUUGGAGACGACAUCCCAAGUGCCCUGCGGGUCGCCAAGAAGAAGCGCUGGAAUGGCAUUGAGGAGAAGCGCAUCAACCAGGAGAACGAGCUGCACGCCUAUCUCACCAAACUUAUCCUGGCAGAGAAGGAGAGGGAAGUGGAGGAUUGCCGGGAAAACAAAGAGGAGGACAAUCAGAGUGGAGGUGAUGUCGUCAAGAUCAAAUCAAAACAUGACAAGUUCCUUAUGGACAUGGAUGAGCUCUUUUCACAAGUGGACGAGAAGAGAAAAAAGCGGGAGAUCCCUGACUACCUGUGUGGAAAGAUCAGCUUUGAGUUGAUGAGGGAGCCCUGCAUCACCCCCAGUGGGAUCACCUACGACCGCAAAGACAUUGAGGAGCACCUACAGCGAGUGGGCCAUUUUGACCCGGUCACCCGGAGUCCUCUGACCCAGGACCAGUUGAUCCCCAACCUGGCCAUGAAGGAGGUCAUCGACGCCUUUAUCCAGGAGAACGGUUGGGUGGAGGACUAUUGAACUCCCAUAACCCCCCAUGGCUCAGAUACCCACACAGCCCAGAGCUGAGACCCACACCAGAAGUGUAAAAACAAAAAAAAAGAAGACGUGGCAGAAUUCAGAUUCCCUCCAGGACAUGCACUUUACACACAGGGGGGGCCAUACUAUGGACUGCCAAAUGACAGCCAUAGCUCAAGGUGAUUCCUCUCUCCUUCCCAAUCAGUCUCUCUAAAUCUUUCUCUCUCUUCCCUUCCUCUGAUAGUCCUCUCUCUCCCUCAGAAUCGGGGGCCAUGUUUUCUCAGGUCUCUCUCGCUCUCCCUGUCUCCAGCGCUCUCUGUCUCGCUCUUUCUCCCUGACUCUGUCUCUUCCCCUCUCUCUCUCUCUCUCUCUCUCAGUGCCACAAUCCUCACUGAACACUUCACUCUGCACUCAGGUGUCUCAGAACCCUCUAAUGUAAAGCUUCCGAUCUCCUCUCAAAUAACAUCGGCACUAUCUAUCCAAACUAUGAAAAUAUUGGCCUUUUAUCUUGCUCUUACUCCAGUAUUAUUUUGUUUACUUUGAUUUUUGAAAAAAGAAUGGGUUAGUAGUAUAGUUAGUUGUACCUACCGUAAUUACUUAUUUCCUACAAUUCAGUGUUGGAGGUCCUGGUCAAUGCCAAAGCAUUGUUUUAGUUUUCAAACAAUCUAGUGUGGAUUUUUUUAUGCAAGACAAUAUAAAAUGUGAGAUGGAUUAUGAAAGAAACUGACCAACCAAAUCAGUCUUUAUCAAGUCAUUUGCCUUUGCUGGGGAGUUAUAACAUGAGGUCAUACAAACUAGAAUGUUCCGACCGAUGGUCAACUGACCUCUAUUGCAUUAUAUCAGUCCCACAUAGCGGGCAGUUAUACUGUGUUGAAUGUACGCUUAUAGUGAGAGUGAAUAAAUUAAACCUAUUUUAUUUCACGA
Molecule: messenger RNA, 2480 nt
Organism: Coregonus clupeaformis (lake whitefish)
Lineage: Eukaryota; Metazoa; Chordata; Actinopteri; Salmoniformes; Salmonidae
Product: E3 ubiquitin-protein ligase CHIP
Exons: 9
Coding region: 702-1559 (285 amino acids)
Biological process (GO): protein quality control for misfolded or incompletely synthesized proteins; protein polyubiquitination; positive regulation of proteolysis
Cellular component (GO): cytoplasm; Z disc
Molecular function (GO): protein-folding chaperone binding; ubiquitin protein ligase activity
Source: RefSeq, a predicted model, not a curated record